AUGCAGGACCUACUGGAUCGGGAGCUGGAUCGCAUGGACAAACUGCCCAAGCGGGGCCUGUACUGGGUGGAAUUCAGCGCCUAUGCUCUGGGCAUCAAUAUAUCACCGCGAAAGCGUAGCUCCACGCACUGCCAACUUGUGCGCAUUGUGGUCUUGCUGGUGAAUUUGAGCAUCAUCUAUAGUCUGGUGGCGUUUAUUAUGGCCAAUUACCAGGUGUCCUUUGAGACCUACGUUGAGGCUGUGCUACUCACCUUUCAACUUAGCGUGGGUGUGGUCAAAAUGUUGCACUUUCAAAACAUGUUGGAGGCCUCUGUGCAAUUGGUGCACUCCACGGAGACGGGACAGGUGCUCAGAUCCUUGGGUCUCUUCGAUUUGGAUUUGCCUCGAAAGAAGGAACUUCUUGCCUCAUUGAGCACAAUUUUGCUGGACAAUUGGCUGAUCAUUGAUCGACAGGUCAUGUUCUUCUUCAAGAUUGUCACCAUGCCAGUGCUCUACUAUACACUCCGUCCGUAUUUUCAGUACAUUUUUGAUUGUUACAUUGUACGGGAUACAUGUGAAAUGACGCUGACUUACCCAGCCGUUGUACCCUUUGUGCAGCUUGGCAAGUACGAAUUUCCCUCCUAUGUGAUACGUUUCUUUCUGCUGCAGAGUGGCCCUUAUUGGUGCUUUUUUGCUGUCUUUGGCUUCAAUAGCCUCUUUGUGGUGCUCACCAGAUACGAGUCGGGUCUGAUAAAGGUGCUACGAUAUUUGGUGCAGAAUUCCACGUCGAAUAGCCUGGUGCCCAAGCACCUGCGGGUUAAGUAUUUGCAAUGUUGUGUACGACUCUUUGCUAGGAUUGCAAAUCAUCACAACCAGAUAGAAAAUCUCUUCAAGUACAUAAUCCUCGUGCAGUGUUCGGUCAGCAGUGUGCUCAUUUGCAUGUUGCUCUACAAGAUUAGCACCGUGUUGGAAGUUGGUUGGGUCUGGAUGGGCAUGAUUAUGGUGUACUUUGUAACGAUUACUCUGGAGAUCAGCCUCUACAAUGUGAGUGCACAGAAGGUGGAGACACAGAGCGAGUUGCUCUUUGAUGACUGGUACAACUGCAACUGGUAUAAUGAGUCGCGGGACUUUAAAUUUCUCAUUAAAAUGAUGCUACUGUUCACCAGGCGAACAUUUGUGCUGAGUGUUGGCGGCUUUACCAAUCUCUCCCACAAGUUUUUGGUGCAGGUCUUUCGUUUGAGUGGAAAUUUCUUCUUGCUAUUGCGCAAUAUGAACAACAAAUGA
Drosophila subobscura is the source of this 1263-nucleotide messenger RNA. It is a transcript of the gene Or67b, whose product is annotated as odorant receptor 67b. Gene Ontology annotation, molecular function: olfactory receptor activity; odorant binding. The record is from RefSeq and is a predicted model, not a curated record. Bases 1 to 1263 code for a protein of 420 amino acids. Gene Ontology annotation, cellular component: plasma membrane. The transcript is spliced from 9 exons. Gene Ontology annotation, biological process: detection of chemical stimulus involved in sensory perception of smell; sensory perception of smell. Lineage: Eukaryota; Metazoa; Arthropoda; Insecta; Diptera; Drosophilidae.